Molecule: messenger RNA, 1888 nt
Organism: Danaus plexippus (monarch butterfly)
Lineage: Eukaryota; Metazoa; Arthropoda; Insecta; Lepidoptera; Nymphalidae
Product: WD repeat-containing protein 43
Exons: 11
Coding region: 52-1863 (603 amino acids)
Biological process (GO): maturation of SSU-rRNA from tricistronic rRNA transcript (SSU-rRNA, 5.8S rRNA, LSU-rRNA)
Cellular component (GO): nucleolus
Molecular function (GO): protein binding
Source: RefSeq, a predicted model, not a curated record
AGUUCAAGACCAGCAGUUGUCUAAUGUCUUAAGUGUCAAAAAGUUCUAAAAAUGGCAGAGGCCGCCUUUUCGGAGGACGGGAAAUAUUAUUCAUUAAUUACACAGGACGGUAGAUUGAGAAUAUGGGACACAGAAACUAAUGUCCUCAAACAGGAGUAUACUCCGGACCUCCAUUUAACAUCACCCCCCUCGUGUUUACAGUGGAUAUCUGUCACCUCAAAUACCAGUCCCACAAAAGGUGUCAGAAGAAAAUCAUUCAGUGGAGUCGAAACACAAUGUAUAGCAUUAGGAACAGCUAGCGGAAAAAUACUUAUAUACUCAGUGAGCGAGGCGCAAAUAGAGACAGUUUUAACAGACAAAAACAACGCUAUUCACAGCAAAGUACAAAGUUUGGAUUGGCAUAGAAAAUACGGUCUAUUCAGUUGCACCAGUGACAGUCAUGUGUGGGAAUGGGACUUGCAAAGUUCUUGUGUUAGACAUAAGUACAAUAUCCAUGUAUAUAGUAAAAAUAAACAGGGAAACAAGAUCAGUGCUAUCAGGAUCGUACCACACAAUCAGAACACUCCGGCAAAGUUCCUCAUAUCUUCGUCGUGGCAGAUACGUCUGUGGAGAUUAAUUGAUUCCGAAGCCACUCUCAUCAAAUGUCUGGGGCACAACGCUGCUCCGCGAGCAUUACUGACCGUUGCCACGGUUAAUAAUAGUAGUUGGUUGAUCGAAGGCUCUCAAACGGAACGCCUCCUAUCAUUCUGGGAUGUCACGAUCACCGAGGAAAACUUGCCACAAGAAAACUCCGAGGAAUCCACACCAUGUAAAAAACAAAGGAAGAAAUCCUUGACCUCAGCGACCGUACCCGUCCCGACAUAUAACUUUGUUUUGGAAGACGCACCCAGGAUUAUAGAUGUGGAACUUAAGGUGGAGAACGGAGCCACGAGGUUGUCCCUGGCAGCGGCCACGAGGAGCGGUGUUGUACAUUACUAUGGCCAUUUGCUAAAUGGAGCGUCACCAAAACCAGUGAAGCCGUCAGUGACUAUCCAAGUCACGACCGAAGACGCUCAGCCGCUGCCCUUACAAUGUGUCCAGUUACCGAAAACUGGUGACUUGCUGAUUGGAUACUGCAGUGGACCCGGUGUAGUGUUUGAGAAAGUUAUACCAGAUUUGAAGACAAAAACUCAGGUCCUUAUACGAGGUGACAAGUCAAAGGAAGAUAAGAAUGAAGUUGUUCCGAAAGAAAAUGAUCAAAUAACUUACGUUGAGCCGCUGGGUGGAGUUAGUAGGAAACGUGGCAAUGUAGGAGGGAAGGUGGAGGUGACGAUGGAAUCCCGUUUGUCAAACCUCUCCCUGGAUGUGAAGAGUCGGAGCAAAACAGCUGUUAACCAGAACUUAACCAAACUUUUAAUACAAGGAUUACACUCCAGAGAUAAGAAUUUAAUACUAACUGUACUUCAACGUAACGACCCAGCGGUGGCCCACAACACGAUAUCAUCUCUCCCGGUCAAUUACAUACCAGCUUUGUUGGAACAGUUAACAGAUAUGGCUACGAGGAAAACUAGCCAGUGUUCGUCUGUUUGCACCUGGCUAUGUGCUGUUCUUCAGUGUCACUCGGCCUCUCUUCUGGCGACUUCGCCCCAUCAGUCCGAACACCUCACAAAACUCCUGGCUAUAUUCACACAGAGACGCUCCAACCUGUGUCAGCUGCUGAGUCUGAAGGGCCGGCUGGACCUCACCUCGUGUAGACGACUCGCGCCCGAAGGGGAUUCGCAUACGCUACUGCAAUAUGAAGACUCGUCAUCAGACGAAGACGUUCCUCCCGAGGGCUACGAGUCCGACAGCCGGCAGUCCUGGGACGACGGCGACACAGACUGACCAAUAAAAUGUUAUACUAACAUAA